Panthera uncia (snow leopard) is the source of this 899-nucleotide messenger RNA. RefSeq names its product GTP:AMP phosphotransferase AK3, mitochondrial-like. Gene Ontology annotation, molecular function: AMP kinase activity; ATP binding. NCBI's taxonomy places the organism in Eukaryota, Metazoa, Chordata, Mammalia, Carnivora, Felidae. The record is from RefSeq and is a predicted model, not a curated record. Gene Ontology annotation, cellular component: cytoplasm; mitochondrion. Gene Ontology annotation, biological process: nucleobase-containing compound metabolic process.
AUGGGGGCGUCGGGGCGGCUCCUGCACACGGUGAUCCCCGGCGCCCCGGGCUCCGGCAAGCACACCCUGGCUUUGCGCAUCACCAAACACUUCCGGCUGAAAAAGUUCUCCAGCGGGGACCUGAUCCGAGAAAACAUGCUGAGGGACACAGAGAUCGGUGUGCUCGCCAAAGUUUUCAUGGACCAGGGGAAGCUCAUCCCGGACGACGUCAUGACCCGGGUGACCCUUCACGAGCUGAAAAAUUUCAGCCAGGAGAGCUGGCUGUUGUGUGGUUUCCCCAGAACACUACGACAAGCUGAGGCCCUGGAUAGAGUUUAUCAGAUACACCUGGUGUUGAACCUGAACGUGCCCUCUGAGGUCAUCCAGCAACGCCUCUCCGCUCGCUGGAUUCAUCCAGGCAGUGGGCGCGUCUACAACCUCGAAUUCAAACCUCCCAACGUGGUUGGUGUGGACGAUCUGACCGGUGAGCCUUUCGUUCAGCGUGAGGACGAUAGACCAGAGACGCUCAUCAAGAGGCUGAAGGUUUACGAAGCAACCAAACCUGUCCUGGAAUAUUACCGGAAGAAGGGAGUGUUGGAAACUUUCUCCGGAACAGAGACCAACGAGAUCUGGCCCUGUAUGCAUGCUCUCCUGCAAACAAAAGUUCCACAAAUAGACCCAAAAGCAUCGGUUAUUCCAUGAGGACACAUGCUGGCUGGCAGUUAGCAAGACGAACAGAAUCUCUUCUUCUUUUCGUUUACAAGUUCCUUGUUCUAAGUACUCUGCCGUGGACGGAUUCCUUGAAAGUUACAUUAGUUCAUUUCUGUGGAUGUUAUUUUGUUAUUUUCUAAGGAUCCGCCAAAUGAGUCUCAUGCUGAAAUUUGUCUUUGGAGAGUUCCUGGUGUGUUUCAUCCAGCUUU